AUGAAUUAUAUAAUCAUAGGUCUCACGGGACGCAUUUGGAGCGCGAUUCAAGAGAAUGGUUUCUGCAUAACUGCCGCCAGACUUUUUCGACUAACUAAGGUGGACGCAGCCGAGUUUUUGGAAGUCUACAAGGGGGUGGUGCACGAGUACCCCGAAAUGCUGGACCAAUUGGCUUCUGGCCCCUGUGUAGCCAUGGAAAUCGCUCGCAAUGACGGCACUGAGGAUGUUCAGCAGUCUUUUCGUGAAUUCGUCGGACCAGCAGACCCCGAGAUUGCCCGAUUCCUGCGCCCAGAAACAUUGCGUGCCAAGUUUGGUAUUGACAAGGUAUGCAACGCCGUACAUUGUACGGAUUUACCCGACGACGCUGAGCUGGAGGUGAACUUUUUCUUCCGCGUACUGGACAAAUGA
Dicrocoelium dendriticum is the source of this 408-nucleotide messenger RNA. The record is from the annotation of a GenBank genome assembly. NCBI's taxonomy places the organism in Eukaryota, Metazoa, Platyhelminthes, Trematoda, Plagiorchiida, Dicrocoeliidae.